UUUUCCCCCCUUCUUUUUCUCCUUUAUUCUUUAAACAACUUCAGUAAUUGGUUCAAAUCUUGUUUCAAUAGAUUGAAUUUCAUCUUCAAUAAAACCCUAAUUCCCCAAAAAAGUAUGAACACUACUACAAUUCCAGUGCAAAUUUCAUCAUCAGCUUUGAAUUACUGCUAUUUUCGUAGCAGUUGCAGUUAUUUUUUGUCCUCUUCAACAUUUCGCAAAACCCUAAAAUCUCCCACUUCGAAUUGGAGAAUGACCAAUUUUGCUUGUUUAUCUGCUGAUUCUAAUUCUGACGAUGUUGCGACGUCGUUUUCUAUAAAGCCUAAGCCUAAACCGUGGCUUGUUGUUGGCCUUGGAAAUCCUGGCAAAAAGUACAACGGCACUCGUCAUAAUGUUGGAUUCGAGAUGGUAGACGCCAUUGCAGAAGCAGAGGGAAUUUCAAUGAAUAGUGUAUCUUUUAAAGCUAUGUUUGGGAAAGGUUACAUUGGAAAAGUUCCAAUUAUCCUAUCCAAGCCACAAACUUUUAUGAAUGUCAGUGGUGAGUCUGUUGGUCCUAUGGUUUCAUAUUAUAAGAUCCCAUUGAACCAAGUAUUAGUGAUAUACGAUGAUUUGGAUUUGCCUUUUGCAAGAUUGAGGCUAUUGCCUAAGGGUGGUCAUGGAGGACACAAUGGGAUGAGGAGUAUCAUUGAUCAUUUCAAAGGAAAUCGUGACUUUCCUCGUUUAAGGAUAGGUAUUGGGAGGCCUCCUGGAAAGAUGGACCCUGCAAGCUUUGUUCUUCGUCCAUUCAACAAACAAGAACGUGAAGAGUUGGAUAUGACAUUGCAAGGUGGAUUGGAGGCCAUUCGGAUACUUUUGCUAGAAGGUUUUAAUAAAAGCGCAACAUUUGUGAAUAGUGCAAAGCGCCUGGAACAACUUAGUUGAUCAAGUAUACUAUCAACCUUUUUUUUUUUCUUUUUUUUUUUUAUUUAUUUAUUUUUUUUUUUUUUUAAAUCUCUAUUGGUAACUGUCAAUAUAUAUGUCUUCAUUGAUGAUAUCAUUCAAAUUUGAACCUCUAGGUGUAAUUCACACUAUAAACAUUUUCUGUAAUCUUGUCUGAUUUUUAGUUUGUUCUUUGAGGGCCACAACAGGUCAUAUUUGUUUGAACCUUGAGUUAA
Molecule: messenger RNA, 1151 nt
Organism: Chenopodium quinoa (quinoa)
Lineage: Eukaryota; Viridiplantae; Streptophyta; Magnoliopsida; Caryophyllales; Amaranthaceae
Product: peptidyl-tRNA hydrolase, mitochondrial-like
Exons: 8
Coding region: 115-918 (267 amino acids)
Molecular function (GO): peptidyl-tRNA hydrolase activity
Source: RefSeq, a predicted model, not a curated record